CAGAGAGGGAGCCGUCCAUCAGCGCGUGCACCGGCAAAGCACUCCUGCCCACCGCCGAGAUGACCCGAGUCCCCGACCUGUUUGAGGACCUGAAGAGCUGCUACAGUGAAAAUGGAGACUACGGUUCGGGCAACGACAGCCUCUCCCUGGACCAGAAAUCCUUCUACGACACAAGCGAGGACCCACUGCCUGAGCCCUGUCCGGACAAGUCCGUGUCCCUGAGCCCCUCGGCAGCCUCCUGGACCCCCACACUCGCCCUCCGGGAGAGCCUGACGGUGGUGACAGCCCGAGGGGAGGUUCUGAAGAAGCGGCGACUGAGCCUAAGUCAGCCCCUCACCGCCGACUGCCUGGAGGGCAUUGCCAGCAGCCCCAGGGAAGACGCCACUGCACCCAGAGCAGCACGUCCCGCCUUCCGGAGCAGCGUGAGAUUCAGCUUCACGCGGGUCAUCAAGAGCCAGUUCACCCUGAACGAUGACCUCGCCCAGAGCGUGGUGCAGGACCGGGGCUCGUACCUCAGGGCCACUGCGCUGAACGACCUGGAGAGCGCAGCAAAAUUCGACAUGAGUGCCUAUAAACCAACAGAGGUUAACAAGCGUCCCGUGACCCUAAGAAUCUCAAACACACGACUGUUUGUGAGUGCCCAGGAGGAAAGCAAGCCUGUGCUGCUGAAGGAGAUGCCUGAGACACCCAAAAUCAUCACAGGCGAUGAUACCAACCUCCUCUUCUUCUGGGAAAGCUACGGCACCAGGCACUACUUCAGAUCGGUUACCCACCCAGAGCUGUACAUGGCCACAAAGGAGGAAGAGCAGGUGCACAUGGCAAGAGGGCAACCCUCUGUCACUGACUUCAAGAUCUGGGAAAACCAGUCCUGA
This is a messenger RNA of Choloepus didactylus (southern two-toed sloth), 872 nucleotides long. RefSeq names its product interleukin 1 alpha (gene IL1A). Gene Ontology annotation, molecular function: interleukin-1 receptor binding; cytokine activity. The record is from RefSeq and is a predicted model, not a curated record. Bases 60 to 872 code for a protein of 270 amino acids. Gene Ontology annotation, biological process: inflammatory response; immune response; regulation of nitric-oxide synthase activity. The transcript is spliced from 7 exons. NCBI's taxonomy places the organism in Eukaryota, Metazoa, Chordata, Mammalia, Pilosa, Megalonychidae. Gene Ontology annotation, cellular component: extracellular region.